AUGAGCAAGGCAUCCCAGCAGAACUCCAGCACUGAUGGGAACGGAGUGAGUGUGAUCCACACCCAGGCACACAGCAGUGGUUUGCAGCAGGUUCCCCAGCUGGUGCCGGUCAGUCCUGGGGGGGGAGGCAAAGCUGUGCCUCCGAGCAAGCAGGGCAAGAAGAAUUCCUUUGUGGACAGAAACAGCGAUGAGUAUCGGCAGCGCAGAGAGCGGAACAACAUGGCAGUGAAAAAGAGCCGGUUGAAAAGCAAGCAGAAAGCACAGGACACACUGCAAAGGGUCAACCAGCUCAAGGAAGAGAAUGAACGUUUAGAGGCGAAAAUCAAGCUCCUGACCAAGGAGCUGAGCGUGCUGAAAGACUUGUUCCUCGAGCACGCACACAACUUUGCAGACAAUGUGCAGCCUGUUGGCACUGAACCCACCACAGCAGACCCAGAGAGCAGUGCGCAGUAG
This is a messenger RNA of Acanthisitta chloris (rifleman), 453 nucleotides long. It is a transcript of the gene CEBPG, whose product is annotated as CCAAT/enhancer binding protein (C/EBP), gamma. NCBI's taxonomy places the organism in Eukaryota, Metazoa, Chordata, Aves, Passeriformes, Acanthisittidae. The record is from RefSeq and is a predicted model, not a curated record. Bases 1 to 453 code for a protein of 150 amino acids. The transcript has a single exon. Gene Ontology annotation, biological process: regulation of transcription by RNA polymerase II; DNA-templated transcription. Gene Ontology annotation, molecular function: DNA-binding transcription factor activity, RNA polymerase II-specific; RNA polymerase II cis-regulatory region sequence-specific DNA binding.